This is a messenger RNA of Ciona intestinalis (vase tunicate), 1983 nucleotides long. NCBI's taxonomy places the organism in Eukaryota, Metazoa, Chordata, Ascidiacea, Phlebobranchia, Cionidae. The record is from RefSeq and is a predicted model, not a curated record.
GUUUAAAACAAAUAUGUAUUUAAUAGUUAUACAGAUACAUUGUAGGUGUACAUAAAAGUAAUACAACAGAUAUCGUAAAGCUGGUCAAUCUAAACCAUGCCACAAGAAGUUGGAUGUUGCACUAAGUAUUUUUUGUUCAGUUUUAACAUCUUGUUCUGGAUAAUUGGACUAUGUCUACUUGGAGCAGGAAUCUGGGCAUGGAGUGAAAAGGGUUUCUUCGACAACUUAACAGCCAUCAGCAGCUUACCUAUCGACCCUGUGUUGGUUGUGAUCAUCAUCGCACUGGUUAUGUUCUUGCUUAGUUUCUCUGGUUGUCUAGGUUCCUUAAGAGAGAAUAUUUUUCUGCUUAAAUGUUUCUCCAUUUGUCUCGGUGUAAUUUUCUUUGCUGAGCUGAUUGCUGGAAUCCUCGGCUUCGUAUAUAAGGAUUGGUUCCAUCAACAGUUUGCCAUCUUCGUCAAUAAAACCAUUAAAGGUUACAGGGAUGACCCCGACCUACAAAACAUCAUCGAUUUUUCUCAAGAAUAUUUAAAAUGCUGCGGUGGUGACACUGGCGUUGCUGACUGGGACAACAACAUUUACUUUGAUUGUGCCAGCAACAUCUCGUUUAACGACGUGUUUCUCAAACCUGCUGAAUCUUGUGGUGUACCAUUCUCAUGUUGUAUCAAACUAGGCACAAGUAAUGUAGUGAAUACACAGUGUGGAUACGGCCUGAGAGACCCUGGAGUAACGGCAUCGGAGCAAGUCACCAAAAUUUACACUUCGGGAUGCAUUACACAGUUUGGUGAUUGGUUGAAAACAAAUCUAUACACCGUUGCUGGAGUAUUUAUUGGUGUUGCAUUAAUACAAAUAGUUCCAAUCUGUUUUGCUCAGAAUCUCAUUAGCGACAUUCAAGCAGUGAAAGCAGGAUGGUAAUGAAUUUUAGUUAAAGUAUUAUUGAAUUAAUGUUAUUAUCAGAUGCCAUAUACACAAUAUAAGCACAUUCAUUUUUUGACCGAGACACAAACUAUUAAAUCAAGGAAUUAAAAUUGUUGGACAAAAGUAAUUUCACAAUUCUCAGUCGUAACCACAUUGCAUGAAUUUUUUAUCCUUUCUUUGUAAUGUUUCUCCCUCUAAAAAUCGUGCCUACGCCUCUAUGUUACGCUGUCCUUUAUUUUUGCAUAUGAUGUUGCCGUUUUUAAUUUGUCAAUAUCAACAUUUCCUAUUUUAACUACUAAAACUUGUAUUUGGAUCAAAUCUUGUGUUGUCUGUUUUUAACAAAUGAGCUACUGCCACUUUUUUUCGUAAGAUGACAGGAGAUUGUCAAAUUUCGACACCGUGUAUUGAAGCGGUGAGUAUUAUCAAUGAACUUCUAUAUUAAAUAUCCAGAAAGUAUGAAAGUAAUGAACACACACCAACCACAAACUAUUAAAAGUGCAAUUUCCUCAAUAUGUAUUUUCUUUGAAAGAUUUUUACGAUGGCCUUUUGGUUUGUUGUAGUUUUUAUUUUACAAAAGUGAACUGAUUCAGCUGUAACGUUUGCUGAUUUAAUUCCCAUAAAUUAAACUAGUCUUAUCAGCCGAUUCUUUUGUAAUUCUCCAUGUAAUAUAUAAAUUAACUUUAGGUACCUCAAAUUUGCCUGUUUCAUAAUUUCCAUCUCUUCGUUAAUGUGUUUUUCAAAUCCUGAUAUUUCUUAUUUACGGACAAAGGAAAGGAUUGUUUUAUAUCAGCAUCACAAACACUGUUGUUUGUAUACUUUGGUCAGUUUUUAAGUUACUUAUUAAUGUGUAAACAAGUAUAAAACAUUGUUGCAUCAUUGUUAUAGCGUUGUAAAUAUUUCAUACUGUUUAUCAACUUAAAUUUGUUUUCGUGCAUAUUUAGUCUCAUUUUACAUUUAUGUACUGUUGUAUUUAUGCUAUAUCAAUACCAUUUAGUUAUAUCAUCAGUUUGUUUUUACCUGGUUGCCUAAAUAAAUGGCAUCCCAUAAAAUAAAUAUUGCUGAGGUUUA